This is a messenger RNA of Carassius gibelio (silver crucian carp), 2107 nucleotides long. Its product is annotated as guanine nucleotide-binding protein subunit alpha-11-like. NCBI's taxonomy places the organism in Eukaryota, Metazoa, Chordata, Actinopteri, Cypriniformes, Cyprinidae. The record is from RefSeq and is a predicted model, not a curated record. The coding region runs from base 416 to 1522 and encodes 368 amino acids. The transcript has 8 exons. Gene Ontology annotation, biological process: phospholipase C-activating dopamine receptor signaling pathway; adenylate cyclase-modulating G protein-coupled receptor signaling pathway; action potential. Gene Ontology annotation, cellular component: heterotrimeric G-protein complex. Gene Ontology annotation, molecular function: G protein-coupled receptor binding; G-protein beta/gamma-subunit complex binding; GTPase activity.
CGCAUGCGCCGUCAUUCGGACCUUGCGUCGCGUCUCCAGCGUUUCGCGUCAAACUAAAAACUUCUGAAAACGCGCCUCGAGACCCUUGCGUCCAGUUCCCCGGUAUGCACCAGCAGCUGACUGGAUUAUGACUCAGCCCAUGUUCACAGUGACUAUUCGCGUUCAAGAAGGACUUUCCUGAACUGCAGGUAGCCUAGAGCUAGAUUUUCCUCCAAGGAGGAAAAAUCAUGUGAAGUUUACAGAAGAAUUUGGAUUGUUUGGGGGGAAGCUUUUUGAGGAAAACCUCUUCAAGAGAAAGAAGUUGGUUUAAACCCAGUUCGGCUGAGGGAGAAUUAUGGACCGUGCUUCGUAAAGGCAUUACUGUCUCCGUACAGGUGUGUCGACGAAUGUAGGGCUAUUUUGUCCUGUAGCGGAGAUGGGGGGCUGUUGGAGAUGGUGCUACACGACGUGCAUCUGCUGCUUGUCUGAAGAUGAGAAGAACGCCGUCGCCAUACACAAUGAAAUCAAAAGAAUCCUCGCUGACCAGAAGAAACGAGAACGCAGAGAAAUCAAAGUGCUUUUAUUAGGCACCGGAGAAAGCGGGAAGACGACUUUUAUCAAGCAGAUGAGGAUUAUUCACGGCAAGGGCUUUUCCGAAGAAGACAGGCGUGGCUACACUAAACUGGUUUUCCAGAACAUCUUCACAGCAAUGAAGGCUCUGACAGCGGCCAUGAACACCUUAAAGAUUCCCUAUGGUAACCCACAAAACGAGAUAUAUGGGAAGCAGUUUCAGGAAGUGGAAAUCCGUCAGAUGACACAUUUAGACAGAAUGUAUGUGGACGCGAUCCGCCGACUUUGGGCUGACGAUGGUAUCAAGGGCUGUUACAGUCGUCGUAGAGAGUACCAGCUUCUGGACUCUACAGAAUACUAUAUGACACAUUUGGACCGUAUUGCGGCCCCAGAAUUCAUCCCCACAGCCCAGGAUGUGCUCCGAGUCCGAUUCCCCACCACAGGCAUCAACGAUUACUCCUUCAACCUGGAGAAGAUCACCCUCAGGAUUGUGGAUGUGGGUGGUCAGAAGUCAGAGAGGCGGAAAUGGAUCCAUUGCUUUGAGAACGUGACGUCGCUCAUAUUUUUAGCCUCCCUCAGCGAGUACGACCAGGUGCUGGAGGAGAACAACAGGGAGAACCGCAUGAAAGAGAGCCUGUCACUCUUCUACACCACCAUCCACUCGCCAUGGUUCGCAAGUUCCUCCAUCAUCCUCUUCCUAAACAAGAUGGACAUCCUGGAGGAAAAGAUCAAGACUUCAGACCUAAAAACUUACUUCGCAGGGUUUGACGGCAAACGGCAGGAUGCGAAUGACGCCAUGACGUUCAUCCACAAUAUGUAUAAACAGAGAGCUGUGAGAGCUGAGACAAAGGAGUGCAAAAUCAUCUACCCUCACUUCACCUGUGCCACAGACACCAAUAACAUCCGGAAGGUUUUCAAUGACGUUAAAGACACUGUCCUUAUCAAGUCACUGCAGGAAUACGGAGUGCUCUGAGCAGCCCAUUUCUUUCAGGACACGGCCUGCUUCUGCCAACCUAAUAAACUGAGCUUGGUGCGACGCACACCUCUACACAGCCUUUCGUUUCUCUGUCUAUUGCUCCAUCUAUUCCUAUUUUCCUACUGUUUUGGUGGAUAAAAACAUCAGAUGACACAUUCUCCAAAUUAAAUCAUUUGAACAUUGCCAGACGUCUACUUAAAGCGGCAUCACUCUGAAGGAAUGAGGAAGCGGUCAUAUCGCACCUCAGACUUUGACAGGAAUGCCACACAACAGGCAGAUUUUCAGCGUGUUUUGGUUUCGAGGGGGUGGCAGGAAUUUUACUCCAUAGCUGCUGGCAAGAAUGACCUGAGAAAUACAAAGCAACGUUUGGCUGAUCUGUACUGGGGCACAUGCUCAGUUUCUUGGCCAAAAAUGUGACUUUACUGAUUGAAAUCGGACCAAAAAGUUAAAUGGAAGACUGUUUAUGCCACAGAAUAAAGAUAUAAAUAAAUAAAGAUAACCUGUUAUCGCACAAUUCAAUAUUUUUUCUCACAAUUCAGAUCUGAUUUUGAUCGUGAGAUAUAAACUCGCAUUUACAGAUAA